UGGUAGCUAAAUUGGGAGACAAAAAUGUGAUGGUGAUAUUAGACAACCAUGUGACCAAGCCAGGAUGGUGUUGUGGCUACGACGACGGCAACGGUUUCUUUGGCGACACUUUCUUUGACCCUGCCACGUGGAUCGCCGGUCUGACCAAGAUAGCCACGACUUUCAAAGGUACCUCGAAUGUCGUUGGCAUGAGCCUCAGAAACGAGCUUAGAGGACCUAAACAAAACGUCGACGCUUGGUUCAAGUACAUGCAACAAGGAGCCGAAGCAGUUCACGAAGCAAACCCUGAAGUACUUGUUAUCCUUUCUGGCCUCAGCUACGACACCGACCUCUCAUUUGUCCGAUCACGACCGGUGAACCUAACUUUUACUAGGAAACUCGUGUUCGAGAUCCAUCGAUACUCCUUCACUAACACAAACACAUGGAGUUCCAAAAACCCUAACGAGGCAUGCGGCGAGAUUCUGAAAAGCAUCGAGGACGGAGGCGGUUUCAAUCUCCGUGACUUCCCAGUGUUUCUUAGUGAGUUUGGAAUCGAUUUGAGAGGCAAAAACGUUAACGAUAAUAGGUAUAUCGGAUGUAUAUUAGGUUGGGCGGCGGAGAACGACGUAGAUUGGUCGAUUUGGACACUUCAAGGAAGUUAUUAUCUCAGAGAAGGUGUUGUUGGAAUGAGCGAGUAUUACGGUGUGUUGGACUCGGAUUGGGAUCGUGUUCGAAGCCGGAGUUUCUUGCAAAGGUUGUCUCUGAUUCAAUCCCCGCUUCAAGGACCGGGCUCUCAACCCAAAGUCUACAAUCUUGUUUUUCACCCGUUAACCGGACUUUGCAUGUUACAAAGUAUCUUAGAUCCAACCAAGGUCACUCUCGGUCUAUGUAAUGAAUCUCAACCAUGGAGCUACACUCCUGACAACACCCUGAGACUCAAAGACAAAUCUCUAUGCUUAGAGAGCACCGGGUCGAAUGCGCCGGUUAAGCUGAGUAAUAUGAGUUGCUCGAGCCCUAACUUGUCAAAAUGGCAGACUACAUCAGCCUCUAAUAUGCUAUUAGCUGCGAAGUAAAGCAAUAACUCGCUUUGUCUUGACGUGGAUGAAUCCAAUAACCUCAUGGCUAGUGACUGCAAGUGCGUGAAGGGUGAAGACACCUCGUGUGAUCCCACAAGCCAGUGGUUUAAGAUUGUCAAAGUUAGUAUAUAAUGAGGUUUAAUAUAGAUUAUAUCAUAUAUAAAUAACAUGCAGUAACCUCAUAAAGUUGUAAACUUCGUUUCUUAUAAGUUAAAUCUAAU
Molecule: messenger RNA, 1276 nt
Organism: Camelina sativa (false flax)
Lineage: Eukaryota; Viridiplantae; Streptophyta; Magnoliopsida; Brassicales; Brassicaceae
Source: RefSeq, a predicted model, not a curated record